This is a messenger RNA of Scatophagus argus, 2183 nucleotides long. RefSeq names its product par-6 family cell polarity regulator gamma b (gene pard6gb). Lineage: Eukaryota; Metazoa; Chordata; Actinopteri; Scatophagidae. Gene Ontology annotation, biological process: centrosome cycle; establishment or maintenance of cell polarity; regulation of cellular localization. Gene Ontology annotation, cellular component: nucleus; apical plasma membrane; cell cortex. Gene Ontology annotation, molecular function: protein kinase C binding. The record is from RefSeq and is a predicted model, not a curated record. The transcript has 3 exons. The coding region runs from base 282 to 1649 and encodes 455 amino acids.
AUGUCAUUUCAAAACUUAACUCACACUCCCAAGUCAACGCGGCGAGUUGCUCGCCUCCUCUUCUCCUGUAAAGUCCUCUCUUAUGUCUGGCGGAGCACAUUAAGAAAAAAAACUCCAGGAGGUGAAAUAAAAGUGUGAAGACAAACUUCUGUACCAGAGACGAAGCAGAAGGAUUUUACACCAGUAACCCCGGGAUCAGAGCCCCUCUUUCUGCGGGCAAAGGCGGCUCAACUUUUUUUUUUUUUUUUCUUUUUAAACAACUGCAACCACAAAAAAAAACAAUGAAUCGGAGCUUUAAUAAAUCGCAACCUUUGCGAUCUGCGGAUUGUAACGCCGUGGAAGUGAAAAGCAAGUAUGGGGCAGAAUUUCGUCGGUUCUCCGUGAACCGGGUCAAGCCGGGGAAGUUUGAGGAGUUUUACAAGCUCAUCCUGCACAUUCACCGCAUCGCCAAUAUGGAGGUGAUGAUUGGCUACGCCGACAUCCAUGGUGAUUUGCUGCCAAUCAACAAUGAUGACAACUUCUGCAAGGCAGUGUCAACAGCUCAUCCUCUGCUCAGGAUCUUCAUACAGAGACAAGAAGAGGUCGACUAUGCUAACUUUGGCACCAACACAUUAACUCGUAAGAAGAAGGCGGGGGUUGCACUGCGCAAUAAUGACGUCAACCGCAAGCGGCCACACAUCCGCAUUGGCAUGCCCCAGGACUUCCGGCCAGUGUCCUCCAUCAUCGAUGUGGACAUCCUACCUGAAUCUCACCGCCGUGUCCGACUGUAUCGUCACGGCUCAGACAAACCCCUGGGCUUUUACAUCCGUGAUGGAACCAGCGUGCGAGUGACGCCACAUGGGCUCGAGAAAGUACCGGGCAUCUUCAUAUCUCGGCUGGUACCUGGAGGGUUGGCGGAGAGCACUGGGCUGCUGGCGGUUAAUGACGAGGUGCUUGAGGUGAACGGCAUUGAGGUGACUGGAAAGUCUUUAGAUCAGGUUACAGAUAUGAUGAUUGCCAACAGCCACAACCUGAUUGUGACUGUCAAGCCGGUGAACCAGCGUAAUAAUGUGGUCCGCAGCAGCAGGAUCUCAGGGAGCUCUGGCCAGUCAUCUGACAGCAGUGGGUCGACUGGCUACCCGAGUUUGUCAGUGGCCUCAGGGGGGGUGUUAUCCUCUGGAGCACAUGGAUACCAAGACGACCUGGAGAGUGAUGAAGAGACCGAUAUUGUCAUUGAGAGCAGCCUGAAGCGGCCAUCUCAGAGGUCCAAUGCUUCCAUGGCGUCCAAUGUGUCUCGCACACACCCGCAGACAGCAACAACAGCUUCAGGCCCAGUGGCACCACCAAGCCCUCCCACACGUCCUGCAUCGGUUGUCUCCACCACCUCCUUCCACUCCCAGCCAAGCCUCAAUGGAGGGUCCCAUCACCACCAACACAGCAGCCUCAGCUACCAGCUCCAAAGAGACCUGAACCUUCAGCACAACCCGCACCAACAGUCCCAGCACCGCCAUCACCACGUACAGCCUCCGCAUCACAGCAGCAACCCAGCCCUCCGCCACAGCAACGGAAGCCUGCACAAAAUCCUCAGCUCCAUGAAAACGGACCCACGACACAGUCUUGCGCUGCCCAGGGGAGGGGUGGAGGAGGAUGGCACCGUUAUUACCCUAUAAUACAUAGAAACACACAGACAGAAACAUCCCAACUGCUCAGAGACUAAAACUGGAACACCGGGCUGGAUCAAUAUGAGCAUGAGUGUGUUUGGUCAGAUACUAAUUGUGUAACUUCUCUUUGUUUUUACAUGAUAAAUGAUAAUUGAAAGUUACAAGCCAGGAAACAAGGCAAACACAUUGUAUAUAUUUCUUGUAUUUUUUAAGUUGUCUUCGUCUUCCAUGAAAAGAUUUGUACGUAUGUAAGUAAAAAGCAUCAGAACAAACUGUUUUUAGGUGAGUCCACUGUAUCCUAGAGUUCUGAAUGUGCCUACAGCCUAAUAUCUUUUGUUAGUGACCACUUUUUUAAGAUCAUUUUCAUUCUUCUAUUGGGACCAACUUGGGGUUGCUUAUGGAUGUUUUUAAAGAGUAAAUCUAUAUUUCUUAUAUUCUGAUAAAUGCUGUGUAGAGUAUGAUUUUUUUAAUAGGUCUUUUAUGCAUUGAUGAUUGUGAUCAAAUCCUUGUAUCUGUUCCAAUAAAUUAUUCUAAGAAAUGUGA